Molecule: messenger RNA, 5472 nt
Organism: Melanotaenia boesemani (Boeseman's rainbowfish)
Lineage: Eukaryota; Metazoa; Chordata; Actinopteri; Atheriniformes; Melanotaeniidae
Product: DNA excision repair protein ERCC-6-like
Exons: 4
Coding region: 31-5178 (1715 amino acids)
Molecular function (GO): ATP-dependent chromatin remodeler activity; DNA translocase activity; ATP binding
Source: RefSeq, a predicted model, not a curated record
AGCAUUUCAGUGUGUUGCUGUAAAUCCAGAAUGGAGGAUCAUCAGGAAAACUUGGAUCUUGAAGUAGUUUCAAAGAAGCUGGAGAAGUUUCUCUUCAUCAGUAAGGUGGACAAGAUGGAAAGAUACAACAGAUUGAUUGCAGAUGGUAAAAAUACUGCCAAACAAGGGAAUAUUCAUAAAGCCCUGGACCUUUUCAAAGUGGCAUACAACAUCUUCGAGACCCAGAAACUAAAGACCAGGAUAAGUAAAAUUGAAGAACUCCUGGCUCAGAAUGAUGAGGAGGAUGAAGAACUUGAGUUUGUCAAUGUGAAUAACAGCGGUUUAAAUCUCUUUAGAGAACUGCACGACAAACUGUACGACUACCAGAGAGAUGGAGUCUCCUUUCUGUACGGUCUCUACAGAGAUGGUCGUAAAGGGGGAAUUCUUGCUGACGACAUGGGGUUGGGCAAAACCAUCCAAGUUAUAUCGUUCCUCUCUGGCAUGUAUGAUAACGAGCUGGUAAAACAUACGCUGCUCAUCAUGCCAACAUCCCUCAUCACAAACUGGAUCAAGGAGUUUGCCAAAUGGACUCCUGGCAUGAGGGUAAAGGAGUUUCACAGCACCAGCAAGGCAGAGAGGACCAGGAGUUUGGAGACAGUUCAGAGAAGAAAUGGGGUCAUCAUCACCACGUACACCAUGCUGAUGAACAACUGGCAGCAACUGUCAUACCGAGGAAAGGAGUUCUGUUGGGAUUACGUGAUCCUGGAUGAGGCCCACAAAAUCAAAAACACAUCCACCAAAACAACCAAAAGUGCCUACGCCAUCCCUUCAAAGAACAGAAUUCUGCUGACAGGAACUCCAGUCCAGAACAACCUGAGAGAAAUGUGGACUCUCUUUGACUUUGCUUGCCAAGGUGCUCUCCUGGGGACAGCAAAGACUUUCAUAGUAGAGUACGAGAACCCCAUCACCCGAGCCAGGGAGAAGGAUGCCACCCCAGGAGAAAAGGCUCUCGGGUCACGGAUGUCUGAAAACCUCAUGACGUUAAUAAAGCCCUACUUCCUUCGUAGGACUAAAUCAGAAGUGCAGAAAAUGAGGUUGGUAGACAAAGAAGAACAUUUAGAUAACAGGGACAUUAAAGUCCAGAGUGAUCCAGCAAACUCAGGGGCUGUUAUGCCCAAACUGACACGAAAGAACGACCUGAUUGUCUGGACUUACCUGAGCAGAAUUCAGGAGGACAUUUACACACAGUUCAUUGGCUUAGACCACAUCAAGGAGCUGCUCCUGACGACCAGAUCACCUCUUGCUGAAUUAAACAUCCUAAAAAAGCUGUGUGACCACCCAAGACUCCUUUCUGCCGGUGCCAUUGCAAAGUUAGGCUUGCAGGAAAAUGGAGCAUCAGACUCUCAGAGUGAGAACAUCGAGUCCGACAAUAACAGCAUCGCCAACGUUCCCGAUGAAAACUUAAUAUCAGAGUCAGGGAAACUCGUCUUUCUGCUGGCGCUCCUGGAAAGGCUUAGAGAGGAAGGCCACCGCACGCUCGUCUUUGCUCAUUACAGGAAGGUGCUGGACAUCAUCCAACGCAUCCUCAGCAACAGAGGCUUUAAAGUUCUCAGACUGGAUGGCACAAUAACACAGAUUACUGAGCGAGAGAGACUCAUCUCUCUCUUUCAGAAGGAUAAACGUUACUCCGUCUUCCUCCUCACCACUCAGGUUGGUGGUGUUGGUAUCACCUUGACGGCAGCAGACAGAGUAGUCAUCUACGAUCCCAGCUGGAACCCGGCAACAGAUGCCCAGGCUGUUGACAGGGUGUACCGCAUUGGACAGACUGAAAAUGUCAUCAUCUACCGACUGAUCACCUGCGGCACUGUGGAGGAGAAGAUCUACAGGAGACAGGUUUUCAAAGACUCCCUCAUCAGACAGAACACUGGCGACACGAAGAACCCGUUUAGGUACUUCAGCAGGCAAGAACUGAGGGAGCUUUUCACCCUGAAGGACACAAGGUCCUCAUCCACACAGCUGCAGCUGCAAGCUAUGCACUCCAGACACCGACAAACCGACCCAGAACUGGAUGAACACAUCGCCCACCUCCACACCAUGGACAUGUUUGGGAUUUCUGAUCAUGAUCUCAUGUUCUCCCUGGACAUCAACCACGACGAGGCCCUUGAAAACCAGGAGGAGCACCACUACAUUGAAGGGCGGGUCCAGAAGGCUCAGGAGCUGAUGAAGGCCGAAUCCGAGCUGAACAUGCAGCUUGUACAGAGCAUAGUGCCGAACACAGAACCAGCCUGGACGAGAAUGCAGCCGGAAAAAAACAAAAAAAAGUCAAAUGAAAAGAAACCAAGAAAUCCCAAAACAAGUCCUGUGUAUCCACAGCCUGGAAACUCUUUCAAUUCAACACCUGCUGAAGUCAAUUUGGACCUGUCUGGUUCUGGAGAGGACAGCCAGCAGAAUCAAAUGGACCAGUCUCCUUCUGGAGAGGAAAGCCUGCAGAAUCUAACGGACCAGUCUGGUUCUGGAGGGGACAGCCAGCAGGAUGUAACGGACCAGUCUGGUUCUGGACAGGACAGCCAGCAGAAUCAAAUGGACCAGUCUGGUUCUGGAGAGGACAGCCAGCAGAAUUUAAUGGACCAGUCUUGUUCUGGAGAGGACAGCCAGGAGAAUUUGACAAACCACUCUGGUUCUGGAGAGGAAAGCCAGCAGAAUCUAACGGACCAUUCUGGUUCUGGAGAGGACAGCCAGCAGGAUCGAAAGGACCAGUCUGGUUCUGGAAGGGACAGCCAGCAAGAUCUAAAAGACCAGUCUGGUUCUGGAAAGGAGAGCCAGCAGAAUCGAAUGGACCAGUCAGGUUCUGGAAGGGACAGCCAGCAGAAUCUAAUGGACCAGUCUUGUUCUGGAGGGGACAGCCAGCAGGAUGUAACGGACCAGUCUGGUUCUGGAGAGGACAGCCAGCAGAAUCGAAUGGACCAGUCUGGUUCUGGAGAGGACAGCCAGGAGAAUUUGACAAAUCACUCUGGUUCUGGAGAGGAAAGCCAGCAGAAUCUAACGGACCAUUCUGGUUCUGGAGAGGACAGCCAGCAGGAUCGAAAGGACCAGUCUGGUUCUGGAAGGGACAGCCAGCAAGAUCUAAAGGACCAGUCUGGUUCUGGAGAGGACAGCCUGCAGAAUCUAACGGACCAGUCUGGUUCUGGAGAGGACAGCCAGCAAGAUCUAACGGACCAGUCUGGUUCUGGAGAGGACAGCCAGCAGAAUUUAAUGGACCAGUCUGGUUCUGGAGUGGACAGCCAGCAGAAUUUAAUGGACAAGUCUGGUUCUGGAGAGGACAGCCAGCAAGAUCUAACGGACCAGUCUUGUUCAGGAGAGGACAGCCAGCAGAAUUUGACAAACCACUCUGGUUCUGGAGAGGAAAGCCAGCAGAAUCUAACGAACCAUUCUGGUUCUGGAGAGGACAGCCAGCAGGAUCGAAAGGACCAGUCUGGAUCUGGAAGGGACAGCCAGCAGAAUCUAAUGGACCAGUCUUGUUCUGGAGAGGAGAGCCAGCAGAAUUUCAUGGACCAGUCUGGUUCUGGAGGGGACAGCCAGCAAGAUCUAACGGACCAGUCUGGUUCUGGAGAGGACAGCCAGCAGAAUCUAAUGAGCCAGUCUGGUUCUGGAGAGGACAGCCAGCAGAAUCUAACGGACCAGUCUUGUUCUGGAGUAGACAGCCAGCAGGAUCUAACGGACCAGUCUUGUUCUGGAGUGGACAGUCAUCAGAAUUUGAAGGACCAUUGUGGUUCUGGAGAGGACAGCCAGCAUGAUCUAACGGACCAGUCUUGUUCUGGAGAGGACAGCCAUCAGAAUUUGAAGGACCAUUGUGGUUCUGGAGAGGACAGCCAGCAGAAUGUAAUGAGCCAGUCUGGUUCUGGAGAGGACAGCCAGCAGAAUCUAACUGACCUGCCUGUGUCUGGAGAGGACAGCCAGCAGGAUCUAACGGACCAGUCUUGUUCUGGAGAGGACAGCCAUCAGAAUGUAAUGAGCCAGUCUGGUUCUGGAGAGGACAGCCAGCAUGAUCUAAUGGACCAGUCUUGUUCUGGAGUGGACAGCCAUCAGAAUUUGAAGGACCAUUGUGGUUCUGGAGAGGACAGCCAGCAGAAUGUAAUGAGCCAGUCUGGUUCUGGAGAGGACAGCCAGCAGAAUCUAACUGACCUGUCUGUGUCUGGAGAGGACAGCCAGCAGGAUCUAACGGACCAGUCUUGUUCUGGAGAGGACAGCCAUCAGAAUGUAAUGAGCCAGUCUGGUUCUGGAGAGGACAGCCAGCAUGAUCUAAUGGACCAGUCGGGUUCUGGAGUGGACAGCCACCAGAAUGUAAUGGACCAGUCUGGGUCUGGAGAGGACAACCAGCAGAAUCUGGGUAGUAAAGCAAGAGACAUCAAGGAGAACCUAAAUGGAAGCUCCCACGCUGAGAUGGACCUGAACCUCAUCCCACCUUCUGAGAACAAAAGACUUGUCCUGCAACUGUCGAACUGGAGCUUCAAAGCAGAAACGAGCUCUAAACUGGACUCCUUACAUGGAAACUUCAUCUUACAGCUAGAGGACAGCAGCGAUGAUGGUCUGGAGGACAUAGAGACUGAGGAAGAGGAGCAGAAGCUGCUGUCUAAGCUUCAGAUGAAUGGCAGCUUUGACAUUAACAAGUCUCUGUCAGAGAGUCUGUGCAGACAAACCGUCAACAGCUGUCAGGCAUCAGUCAUGGACGAGUCCAUGAAUGAAUCCAUGGUGGUCACCAGGAAGAAGACAGCAGUGCUGAUUUAUGACAAUGAGGAGGAAGAGGAGGAACAGCAAACGAAGGGUCAACUAAGCAACUUCUUCCAGGUGCUCGGAGCCUCCACACCUAAAUCAGCAGCCUCUGGUUCCCCCCAUCAUCGGUCCAGAAGGAGUCUGGGAGGAAAUGCUUCUGUGGUCUCCCUUAUCCAGUCCAUCAUGGAGGACAUGGACGACCAGGAGUUCACAGUAGAACAAGAUGAGAACAAUGAUGAGAGUGCAGAGGAGGCUGAGGAGGAAAAAAGAGGGAAGAAGGAGUCCAUAGAUGUUCAGGAUAAUGCAGCAGGGGACAAGAGGAGAAGGACGAGGAGAAGACCAAGACAGAGAGCGAUGAAGAAGAGACGAGGACAGAGGAGGAGGACAGGAGGAUUGAGGAAGACAAGCAGGAGGAAAGUUUUUAAGUAAUGGAUUCAUUACGUGACUAGUGAGGAUGAGCUGGUAUCUGGAGGGAGGACAGAUCCGUCCACUGUGGACAGAUCUUCUCAUAAGCAAGUUUAUGUGUGAUAAAAACAACCCACCAUGUAGAGUGUCUAGAUGAAAUGUGCUGUAUGAACAUGUAGUCUGUGAUGCAAACACAUGUGUGAUGCAUUUAAUUCUGUUAUGUUCAUGUGUCAUAUUAUAUGGCUCAUGUAUGUUUGAUCUUAACAUUUGUAUGUUUUAUUUCUAUGCUGUUGUUUUUUUGUUUUGUUUUGUUGUUUU